CCGGCACUUUCCCAACCGGUUCCCGAACGUUUGACAGUUCGAGGUGCAUUUGGUGUUGUUAUUUUUCACAAACAUGGCUUCGUUCGUAGUCGCUGGUCGAGCGGCAAUAAAGUUUCUUCAAUCGCCGUCAACCGGAUUUCUGGCCCCGUGCCUUCAAAAUGCGGCCAUCAUCAACCAGCAGCAGGUGCGGCACCGGCGUACGAAACAUUGGGAUCCAAGGUGGAAACGAUUGCGUAAAGCAAAGUUCAUUAAAAUCGACAUUCCCAAUCUGAACGAAAAGCCUGAAGAUAUGUCACAGGAGCAGAUUAAAACACGCAUGAAGGAACGGGGAAUGCUGCCGCCGCGCCCUUGGCUCGAGCGCCCAUUCUACAUCAGCUGCACUGGCGGUGUCUUCGAACCGUACGUUCCACCCGAAGGUGAUGGUCGCAUGUCGGCGAUUUCGCGCGAGGGAGCCAAGCAAAAGUUCGAGCAGCUAGAAAAGAAAACCAAAUCGAUGAUGGCGGUGCGCAAAAUACGCAGCUACGAUGAAGAUUUCGAACCACCGGAGUUUGCGGCCCAUGCACAGGAUAUGUACAUCCAAGCACAUAACACGCUGUGCGAAAAGAACAAGUACAAACUGCGAGAGAUCGUAACCGAGCGUGCGUAUCCGGAGCUGAUGCACAACAUAAUGGACAAAACGAUUCACUGGAAGUUUCUGAAGUCACUCGAACCACCGCGGGUUGUGCAUGCUCGGUGCACGGAUGUCAUUACGAAGGAAAACAUUUUUGCGCAAGUGACCGUGCGCUUCCACAGCCAGCAGAUACUGGCCAUAUACGAUCGGUUCGGGCGGCUAAUGCAUGGCAGCGAAUCGCUGGUGAAAGAUUGUCUCGAGUACGUGGUGUUUGAGAAGCAUUUGGCAAACGAGUACGGCGUGUGGCGAAUGCAUGAAAAGAUCAUACCCGAUUGGAUGCCUCCGAAAUCGCCAGCGUACAUUACUUAUCGCGUUGACGAUGAACCACCUCCGGAACCGGAAUCCGCAGAUAGUAAAGAUGUAGUGGUGACCAAGGAUGCGCCUAAACCGGCUGAAACCGCCGUAUCGGCUUAGAAAGCAAGUGCAUUAUCGUUACGAUUAUUAGUCAUAAUAAAACAGAAAACUGAUGAAGGGCUGCAGCAAUUGCAUUUUAUUGGUUCAAAU
This is a messenger RNA of Anopheles cruzii, 1174 nucleotides long. RefSeq names its product probable 39S ribosomal protein L45, mitochondrial (gene mRpL45). Gene Ontology annotation, cellular component: mitochondrion. The coding region runs from base 74 to 1084 and encodes 336 amino acids. Lineage: Eukaryota; Metazoa; Arthropoda; Insecta; Diptera; Culicidae. The record is from RefSeq and is a predicted model, not a curated record. The transcript has 2 exons.